This is a messenger RNA of Vespula vulgaris, 3985 nucleotides long. RefSeq names its product RNA-binding protein 25. The record is from RefSeq and is a predicted model, not a curated record. NCBI's taxonomy places the organism in Eukaryota, Metazoa, Arthropoda, Insecta, Hymenoptera, Vespidae. Bases 319 to 2991 code for a protein of 890 amino acids. The transcript is spliced from 12 exons. Gene Ontology annotation, molecular function: mRNA binding. Gene Ontology annotation, biological process: mRNA processing; regulation of alternative mRNA splicing, via spliceosome. Gene Ontology annotation, cellular component: spliceosomal complex.
CCGCGUUUCGUCAUUUUAAUGGUUAGGAUCUGAAGGCAUCCAUUAUUCUUCUUUGAUCUGGCAUCAAAACGCGAUCGGUAGUGAAAAUCUAACUUUGUCAGAUUUUUCGUUUGUUCUCGUUUUUAAUGAGAAUGUUUUAAUCGAUUUAUCAUUAAAUUUUUGCAUUUCCUCGUUCAUUUUCCAUCGAUACUAAUACAUUAUGUAUAUUGAUAUAUGAUUAUAAAAGAACACAAGAGUUAUUACAUACUAAAAAUGUAUUGAACAACUUUUUCAUUCUUUCCAGCAAAAGCACUGCCAUAAUUUAAGUUAAAGUACAUUAUGUCUUAUCCUGGACAACCACCCAUGGGGAUACCAGGCAUGCCUCCCAUGCCAUAUAUGGUUGGUGCUCCACCACCUAUUAUUGGUGGUGUAAUGUCUAUGGCUCAUAUGAUUCCAACACCCGUAUCUGCGAUGCAGACCUCAGCACCAGCCGUACGUUACGCACGCAAUCAAAAUCGACACGAUAAUAAUCGUCGUCGCGAGAGAGAAUCUGGACCACCAGUAACAGUUUUUAUUGGCAAUAUAAUGGAUAGAGCGCCCGAUGUAAUGAUACGACAUAUUUUGGGGGCCUGCGGCCAUGUUCUGUCAUGGAAAAGGGUACAAGCUUUUGGAUUUUGUGAAUAUGCUGGUCCAGAUGCAGGAUUAAGAGCAGUAAGAUUGUUACAUGAUAUGGAAAUAGGCACAAAGAAGCUUGUUGUUAAAGUGGACGCUAAAGCUAAAGUGGUACUGGAUCAAUUUAAAGCAGAGAGACGGAAGAAACUUAGAGGAGGUCAGUCACCUUUACAAGAUGAAACACCAACUGAAGGUAUAGAGGGAGAGGAAGGUGAAGAUUACAUGGAUGAAGGAAUGAGAGUGGUAGAUGCAGAUGCAUUAGCACGUAUUAAUCAAAUUAUUGCUGAACAUGCAGCAGACUUAGAAAUGGCUCAAGUUGCGCCAGAAGAACAUCAAACCAAAAUGGUCGCCAAGUCUUUAAAUUUGGAUGAUGCAGAAAUUGAAGAGAGUAAAAGAGAUUUGAUAACUCGAGAAAUCGGCAAAUUCCGGGAAGUAAUGAAGAAGCAGGAAGAGGAGAAGGCCCAAGUAAAACGUAAAAAAGAGGCUGUCGAAAAGGAGGAACGAGAGAAACGCGAAAAGGAACGGAGAGAUAGACGAGAGGAGGAUGGAGCUAACAAGGAUGAUCAGGAAGGCGAGCCUGGUAGUAGCCCUACGUCUCACAAAGGACGAAGUAGUAGUACAGGUAGCAGUAGAAGAGAUAAGCGUCGUUCUAAAUCCAGAUCAAAAGAACGCGAGAGAGAUCGGCAAAGGAGCGAGAGGGAUCGUGAUAGGGACAGAGAUCGCGAGAGAGAUCGCGAGAGGGAUCGAGAGAGGGAUCGCGACCGUGAGAGAGAACGAGAGAGAGAGAGGGAGAGGGAUAGGGAGAGGGAGAGAGACAGAGAGAGGGAGAGAGAAAGGGAAAGGGAGGAGGCACGAAAAACAGAAAGAGAAAUAAUGAGAGAAAGGGAGGAAGAGGAGGAGGCUAAGGAGAGGAAGAAAAAUGAGAGGAGAGCUAGGGAAAAGGAGGCGGCUUAUCAGGAACGUUUGCGAGCGUGGGAAACUCGGGAACGUCGUAAACAAAAGGAAUACGAAAAGGAGGCAGAAAAGCGUAGGGCGAAGCGAGAGGCGAGAGAACGCGAGGCAAAAAGAUUGAAGGAAUUUUUGGAAGAUUACGACGAUGAUCGCGACGACGCAAAGUAUUACAAGGGUAAGGAAUUGUCUCGACGUUUGGAGGAACGUGCUUUGGAAGCCGAAGCUGAUUCGAGAGAUCGCUGUGCCGAAAGACAGGAGUUGCAACGACUACGCGAUAAACUUUAUGCCGAUGCCUCGCAUCCCGAUCCUGCUGCUGAAUUCGAAAGGCUAAAAGCAGAGAGGGAAGAACAGUAUAAGCCUAAACCAGUGAUUACUAUUAUCGACGAGGAGGAUGAAAAGAUUGUGAAGAAAGAGAAGGAAGUAGUAAUGCCACCUAUAGAAACCGAGCCAAUCGAAAGUGACAGCGACGACGGCGUCCAGUUCGAUGAUGCGUCUCAACCAGAGGUACCUUCCAGGACACCUCCGCGUCAUCAUCAUCAUCAUCGUAGGCAUCAUCGUCAUCAUCAGAAUCAUCAUCGCGAUGGCGGCGAAGAGAACGAGGAAAUCGUCGUCGAGGCCGAUCGCGAGAAUCAGAAGGAUACUAGGUCCUCGCCGAUACAUCAAUCGGUCGGUAACCCAGUCCAAUCGAUUCCGCCUUCGUUGGACGAGGAUUCGCGUAUGUCACUCGUCAGCGAGCCGGAAAAAACAAGCGGCAGUAAUUUUGUUCCUUUCGCGAUGGGAAGCGGUGGUACUCGGGGAGAACAUACCGUUGGUAACAAAACUCCCGCUAGUCCUGGUACAGCCGUUAAUACGAAUUCUCAACAGGCUAAUCAGACUAGAAAAAAAGGUCGCAUCGAUGUGAAGGACGUUUUUAAUAAUGACGAUGACGAUGACGGUACUAAUAAUGCGAAGAAACGGAAAUUAGUUCCUCUAGAUUAUGGCGAUGAGAAAAAGAAAAAGGCAAACGAGGAGACUCCGAAGCCUGGUAAAGAAGAAAGUACAAAAAGUCAAGAAGAAAAACGAAAACAUAUAAAGUCUCUCAUCGAUAAAAUUCCUACUGAUAAGAACGCGCUCUUCGGAUAUCAGCUCGAUUGGGCGGUAAUAGAUAAUACAUUAAUGGAAAAGAGAAUAAGACCGUGGAUUAAUAAAAAGAUCAUUGAAUACAUCGGAGAACCGGAACCUACUUUGGUCGAUUUUAUAUGCAGCAAAGUUAUGGCUGGUAGUUCUCCUCAAGGUAUACUGGAUGAUGUACAAAUGGUAUUAGACGAAGAAGCCGAAGUGUUUGUAGUUAAAAUGUGGAGGUUAUUAAUUUACGAAGUAGAGGCGAAAAAGAUGGGUUUAGUUAAAUAAAUGAUGUAACAUCUACAACGUUACUCGAUUUACGAUUUAUAUUAUACAUAAAAUACCUUUGAUUACAGUAUAAUCUGUAGGCUGCGAAUCCUACGCACGUUACUAAUGUAUCAUUUGUAGGAGUCUACGCUAGACAAGAAAAAAACGACGUGUUGCUUAAUUAAAUAGGCGAGAUCUACGUUUGUAGAAGUUAUAUUGUUAAAUACAACUUGUAAUUACGAUUUGUAAAUUUUGAGUUCUCUUCAAGUUUGCUUUGUCAAUCGAUCAUCAAAAAUUGAAAGGUAAGUAUUCUUCGCCGUGAAAAAUUUUUAAUAUUGUAUAUUCGUCUUCGUAGUCAUUGAACAAAUAUUUACAAGAGAAAAAAAAAAGAUAUUUGAUAAUAAUAACGCAAUUAAUCCAUAGAAAUAAAUAGAGGAUCUACUCUUAUAAUAUAUUUAAUAUAAUUUGUCCGUGCCAUGUGGGCAUUACGUAUAACAUGUAUACAAUGUAGAUAUAUAUGUAUAUAUAUCUUUUAUAAAUUUUUAAAAUACGCAUACGAAAUGGAAUUAAUCGUAUAUAUCAAAUUAAAUAUAUACGUUUAUGAAGUAAAAGUUCAUUCGAAUUCGAUAAAAGACGAGAAUCAAUCGUUCAAAUAUUUACAUACGAAUUCAGUCAAUGACAAAUGCGCGUAUACUUACAAAGAAAUUUUUUUCAUCAUUGAUACGAUUUUCACGUGUCUACUCUACUACAUAAUAAUGUGCAUAAUAGACAUAGAACUUCAUCAAUAAAAUUUCCAUCUACGAAGCAGCGAUAUCGAUCAAGGAAAUCGUUCUAUUAUCGCACAACUACGUACAUACAUACAUACAUACAUACAUACAUACAUACAUACAACGUACAUAGAAAUUAAAAACUAAAGAUCGGAGAUUGGUCGUCGUCCAAAUAAUUUUUAUCCACGCACAAGUUCGUCAAAUGUAAAUAAAGGAAAGGAAGUUUGAAUAAAAUCAAUUUUACAUUA